Macadamia integrifolia is the source of this 1633-nucleotide messenger RNA. RefSeq names its product metallophosphoesterase 1-like. The record is from RefSeq and is a predicted model, not a curated record. The transcript is spliced from 4 exons. Bases 89 to 1429 code for a protein of 446 amino acids. Gene Ontology annotation, biological process: GPI anchor biosynthetic process. NCBI's taxonomy places the organism in Eukaryota, Viridiplantae, Streptophyta, Magnoliopsida, Proteales, Proteaceae.
AAAGGUGGAGACGAAAGAUUGGCUCAAUUAUAGAAAGACAGAAAUAUCCUUUAUCUUUUUGGUUAAUCAAACCCUUAUAAUACAGUCAAUGAAUGUUGCAAUCAAACGAGAGAUGCGAGAAGAGGUCGACGAUGGCGGAAGAAGACGCCCUAUUCCUAGAUUACAGCGCCGUCUUAUCUCCGAUCCCUCUGAAACUCGUCAAUAUACGUUGGGAUCGAGUACUAGAAAGAUGGUUGCUUGGAGAUCGUUCUUGCCGCUGAUCCUUGUCGGUGCUCUUAUAGUUUUUGAAAAUUGGGUUUCUAUACCUUCAUGUGAGGUUGUCCCAAACAACCAACCCGUUGACGUUUCUGUUGAAGAUUCAGAGGAGUUGAAGGUGAUGAUGGUAGCGAACCUGCUUUUGCUGGGAUCUGAAGCAGGCUACAUGAAUCUGUAUUUCAGAGAUUCCUACAUGGCCAAGUUCUUUAGGAAAUCUUAUGAACGUCUAAAGCCUGAUAUGCUAGUAGUCUUGGGGGAUGUUUCUGCAAAAGGAUCAGAAUUGACGAGUCAUAAAUGGUUCUCUGUGCUUCAACAGUUUCAGAGGAUGGUUGGGCCCUUUCUUAGUCUCCCUCUUCAUAUUGUUGUUGGUGACAGGGAGCUAGGAGAAUGCUGUAAAGUAACUUCAAAACUCAUUGAUCGAAUAUCUAGCAGUUUGCCUGGGUUGGAUUCUUCAGGCUGCGGUUCUUUUGAAGUUAGCAACAUUAGUUUUUUCUCACUUAAUGCUGUAGCUCUUCUUUGUGGCAACAAUGGCCUACGUUUUGGCGUUGAAAAAGCCAUAGAGCGAGAAAGUAUAGAUCUGAAAACACAUAUCGUGGGUACAAAUGAAGCCACAAAUGAUUCCAAUAGGUUCCAUGUCCAUGAGAAUUUUGGCAGUUUUCGUUGGAGAGAGAAUGCAGUGUCAUCUGGUUCUGGACCUGUCCUCUUACUUCACUUACCUCUGCACCAGACACCAAACAGUAACUGUGCAGAGACCGGUGCUCCCAAGAAAACCUUUUCUCCUCUUGAUCGUUGGAGUUUAAGAGCAUUCUACAAUCAGGAGCAAGCUGGGAUGGGACCUUACGAGUUGUUACAAGCUCUCCCUCAAAAUGCAACUGAAUACAUUUUCCAUGCUCUUAAACCCAGGAUAAUCUUCAGUGCUCAUACCCACAGAUUCUGUGACCACACACACAAAGAUGGAACCCGGGAGGUGACUGUCCCAGCCAUGACCUGGAAUGCAAGGGACGACCCUGGUUUCAUUGUUGCCACUUUUGGGAGGAACAAAGCAGUGACUAUUAGCCAGUGCUCCCUUGCUAGAGAAUCUCAUGUAAUAAUGGCCUAUGUCUCUGUUCUGGUCUUGUUAUUAUCUACAACACUAAUAACAAGCAGUUCACAUUUGUUGAAUUUGGGGAGAUAACUGUAUUUUAUUUUGUUUUUGUUCAUCUUUUUUUAUUCAAGUUUCUGCUCCAAUUGUUGUAGUUUUGUAUUGUAGCCCAUGGGAGGGAUGAAAUUUCAUCCUUGCAUGUAUUAUUAAUUGAUGACUAGUGUAAUACAAGAACUGGUUAAUCACAUCAACCUCGGUUGAUUGAAACAAGGCAUGAUAAAGAUUAAAUUCUGUGAA